AUAUAUAUACCGUAUGCGCGAACGAUUGCACGCACAACGGUUGAUGCAGCUGGAAAGUACGGAUGUGGGGCGAGUUAGAGCGGUGCCUAACGGUGAUCGGUUUGCACGGCGAGGCGUUUCUCGCAGUCGUAGCAACUUGAGCUUGUAGCCGUUUCGAUCCUGGACAUUUGCGACAAGUAUACCUAUUGAAUCUGUGACUGUGAUUGUUGGCCGACGACUUUUUAAGUGAAAAUGUUACUCGAAGCGGCACUAGCCUGUGCCUCUAUCAUAGUAGGCGCCAUUGUCUACUCCACCAUGGUCUACUCAACCUGCUGGAGCCACAUAAAGUAUUAUUACAUUGGAACAGUGUAUCAUUUUCACGAUAUAUUCAACAUCAGGCGUAAUAAGAUAGAUUUACCUUCAAAGCCGGGUAAAGUUGCAAUUGUAACCGGUGGUUCGAGAGGUAUAGGAGCGGAAGUAGUCAAGAAAUUGUUACAGUGCGACAUGGAAGUUAUAAUCGCUUGUAGGACAACUAGCGCCGGUGAAAAGCUCAUCCUCAAGAUUAGAGAGUCUGGUGUCGCCAGCGGCCUGGCAAAGGUUUAUAAGCUGGACAAUUCCUCUCUCGAAUCGGUCAGAAAAUUCGCCGAGCAAAUAAAAACAGACUACGACAGAAUUCACAUAUUAAUCAACAACGCUGCUAUUAUGUUUCCUCUCGCCUAUAACAAGACGGAAGACGGAUAUGAAGAGCAAUGGGUGGUGAAUUACUUGUCACAUUUUUUACUAACGUCUCUUCUCCUGCCGUUAUUGAAAAGCGGCGGGCGUCCCGGCGAGUGCAGCAGGAUUGUUAACGUCACUUCGUGCGCUCAAGAUAUUAGCACCAUAAAUUUCGAAGACUUGGAAAACGGUUCCAAAGAAACAUCCUACACGUAUGCGUCGUAUGGACAAAGUAAAUUAGCGCAGACAAUAUUCACGAUAACGUUGCAGAGACUCUUACAAGAAAAAUCAUUGAAUGUAUUAGUAUAUGCCGUACAUCCUGGUAUAGUGAUCACAGACAUAUUUAAGGACACCUUAAUCGGCAAUAACAAGUGGCUUAUGGCUGCAUGGAAGACACCUGAUCGAGGAGCAACUCCGAUAAUAUAUGCCGCAGUGAGCGAAGAUAUUGAAAGAAAAGGUGGUUUAUAUAUCAGCAAUUGUAAAGAGAUUGCUACGCCUUCGUUAGCACUCAAGGAGGAGGUGCAAGAACGAUUGUUUGAUUUAUCUCUAAAACAGGUACAUUUAAAAGACUUUUUCCAAUAUUUAUAACGAAAUUACAUAGUAUUUGCUUAUUCUAUAUUUUGAUAAAUUACACAUUUGUCGUUGAAUGUAUCGCGCAUACACAUUUCAACAAGCUUGUAUUAAAACUUGGCAUACUUGUUCACGAUUCAAAAACACGUGCAAUACGUCUAUUCUAAAAAAUUCAGGAUCCUGAAUUAUUUUGCGCGUUCGUAAACUUAUAAAAAAAAAAGUGUCGCAACCUCAGUGCUCCCGACUGUACACAACGUGUCAUAAAAUACGCAUAACAAUCGACGGAGAUGACAGAUAAACCGUGGCAAGAUCAAAAGAGGAAAAUCUUUUUAGCUAGCUCGUUCUUUACUGGAAUAAUACAAAUGUAUAUACAUGAUAAAACGGGCCUUUUGUGUAAUGUCAAAUAUGUAAAUAUCCUAGGUCCCUGUUUUUAGUUACUUUAUGAUGUAAAAGAUAGUAUUUAUAGAUGUUGUUGCUGGGCUGUAUUUUACACGAAUAAAUAUGAAAGCUAUUCUUUAAAAAAAAA
Messenger RNA from Vollenhovia emeryi, 1789 nucleotides. RefSeq names its product dehydrogenase/reductase SDR family member on chromosome X-like. The transcript has 6 exons. The record is from RefSeq and is a predicted model, not a curated record. Lineage: Eukaryota; Metazoa; Arthropoda; Insecta; Hymenoptera; Formicidae. The coding region runs from base 232 to 1281 and encodes 349 amino acids.